This is a messenger RNA of Mycena indigotica, 492 nucleotides long. RefSeq lists its product as uncharacterized. The record is from RefSeq and is a predicted model, not a curated record. Bases 1 to 492 code for a protein of 163 amino acids. The transcript has 3 exons. NCBI's taxonomy places the organism in Eukaryota, Fungi, Basidiomycota, Agaricomycetes, Agaricales, Mycenaceae.
AUGCUGCGCAAGUCCAAGACGCCGAAGAGCACUAGUGCGAGCCAGAGCAAUAGCAGGCCGAAGCCGCGGUCCGCGCCGUCCGCGUGGUCGACGGCGUCGAGCGCGAGUGUGGGCACGCCGCGGAACUCGUUCACGGAGACGGACUACUACCGCACGACGAAGGACGAGAUCCACUCGCCCGUCUCGUGGGCGGCCUGCCAGACACUGGCGCUCGGCGCGGACACCGACGGCGACACGGACGGCGACACGGACGGCGAGGACAUCGUGGAGAUCCGGCUUGCCCGCCCGCCGGCGCGGGGGCCGUAUAUCGUCGGCGACGACGGUGGGCGGCAGAAGAGCAGGGCGCCGGUGCUCCUCCCGGACAACGAGCUCGCGGGGGAGCGCGAUGAGGACAAGGACAAGCGGCAGGCGUCGCCGUUCUGGCUCGCUCUGAACGCCUUUUUCCGCCCGCGCAAGUGGCGUCGGCGGGAGACGCGCCCUACUCGGCGCUGA